AUGCCACGAACAUAUGUGAGAAAGUCAAAUAGGCUUCAGUGGUCGGAGUCAGACAUGCUUUUAGCCAUAAAUUCGGUGAUGGAAGGUAGAAUGGGAUAUCUUUUAGCGUCAAACACAUACAAUGUACCCAAAAGUUCGAUAGAAUAUCGUGUAAAGAAGAUCAAAAAUGGAAAAUCCAAAUAUGAAGUGUUUCAAAAGUGCCCUGCUACUGAAAAGUGCGUCUUCACUGAUGAGCUGGAAGGUAUGUUAGUCGAACAUAUUAAAACUAUGGAAUCUCGUUUAUUUGGAUUGACGAAAACAGACCUGCGACGUUUGGCAUUCCAAUUAGCUGAAAGAAAUAAUUUAAACCAUCCUUUUAAUAAAGAAACUGGACUCGCUGGCUUAGAUUAG
This is a messenger RNA of Parnassius mnemosyne (clouded apollo), 390 nucleotides long. The record is from the annotation of a GenBank genome assembly. Lineage: Eukaryota; Metazoa; Arthropoda; Insecta; Lepidoptera; Papilionidae.